AUGGUGGGGAAGAUCUUGCUGCGCCAUAAUUACAUUCCGGGUUCCGGACUCGGAGCACGUGGGCAAGGGAUCAACCGCCCAAUCGAGAUCGAAGAGUACAAGAACAGGAGGGGACUCGGUUUUCGCCCUUCCUGCCACGAGAUUAUUGAAGCCCGUAGAGGCAAGCGCCUCCACCGUCUCGCAGCGUACUACGGGAAGAUCAACAGGGGCACCCCAGUUCCGCCACUCUCCCACUUCUUUUCAGGAUCACAGCACAUCGUCGGAGGUACUCUUGACGGCCCCUCCUCGGAUUUAGACGACGCGCUUGUCGAUCUGCCAGGCAUAUACGCCGUCACCGAGGAGACUCCUUCAGGGGUCUACAUCCGCCUCGCGCAGGAGAAUGAGGAGCUCAACAACUGGACCUCAAUAGAGGAGAGUUUGCACCGCCUCGAGAACCGUCAACUCACCUCAGUUGAGCCAACAGAAGAAAUCAACAUAGGCACUGAAGAGGAACCUCGCACGCUAAAGAUCGGGACGGGCCUCGAUCCAACACAACGAGCUCGGAUGAUCGAUUUCUUGAAGGAGUACCAAGAGGUCUUUGCCUGGUCCUACGCCGACAUGCCGGGCUUAGAUCCGUCGAUAGUCAAGCACUCUCUCCCACUCGAUACAGAGAACUUCCCGCCCAAACGGCAACACCUACGGCGGCAGCGAGCCGGCCUUCUCCUCCGCAUCAAGGAGGAGGUCGUCAAGCAGAUAAAUGCGGGAUUCCUAGAAGUCUGCAAUUACUCUGAAUGGGUGGCAAACAUCGUGCCCGUGGAGAAAAAGGACGGAAGGGUCAGGGUUUGCGUCGACUAUCGGGACCUCAACAAGGCUAGUCCUAAAGACAACUUCCCUCUGCCUCACAUCGACGUCUUGGUCGACAACACCGCGCGCCACAAUCAGUUCUCCUUCAUGGAUGGCUUUUCGGGGUAUAACCAAAUCCGGAUGGCUGAAGACGACAAGAUCAAAACGACUUUCAUCACGAUGUGGGGCACGUUUUGCUACAAGGUCAUGCCCUUCGGGCUCAAAAAUGCCGGGGCAACCUACCAACGGGCAAUGGUUACGCUCUUCCACGACAUGAUGCAUAAGGAGAUCGAGGUCUACGUCGACGACAUGAUCGCAAAGUCCAAGGAGGGAGAGGAUCACCUCGUCAAUCUGAGGCGUCUCUUCGAACGUCUCAAGAAGUACAAGCUUAGGCUCAACCCGGCCAAGUGCACAUUCGGCGCGAAAUCCGGAAAACUGCUAGGAUUUGUGGUCAGCGAACGAGGCAUCGAGGUCGAUCCUGACAAGGUGAAAGCGAUUAGGGAGUUACCUCCGCCAUCAACAGUGCGCGAGGUACGGAGCUUCUUAGGACGACUGAACUACAUCGCGCGUUUCAUCGCGAACUUAUCAGAUAAGUGUCAACCCCUCUUCCGGCUGCUUCGUAAAAAUGCAGCAAUUGAAUGGGACGACGAUUGUCAGAAGGCCUUUGACGAUAUUAAGACAUACUUAGUUCAGUCGCCGGUGUUGGUCCCGCCCACGCCAGGUCGACCUCUCAUUCUUUACCUGACGGUGCGCCGGCAAUCAUUGGGGUGCAUGCUGGGACAAGAAGAUGAGUCCACACGCGCAGAACAUGCCAUCUACUAUCUGAGCAAGAAGUUUACUGAAGGGGAAUCCAAUUACCCGGAGAUUGAGAAGAUGUGCUGCGCACUGGUGUGGGUCAUGCAGAGACUUCGACAGUACACCCUCUAUCACACUAUCCGCUUGCUGUCGAAAGCGGAUCCCCUGAAAUAUCUACUUGGUAGCCCAUCCUCCAUGAGGAACAUUGCAAAGUGGCGCUGUCAACUGACGGAGUACGACAUCGAGUAUGUGCCCCGCACAUCAGUCAAGGGGCAAGCAAUUGCAGACCAUUUGGCGGAAUUUCCCAUCGAGGAUGACACGCCGAUCAACUCCGACUUUCCAGACGAAGGGAUCCUCCGAGUAGAUGAGGAGGAGGAUGGGACCGCGUGGAAGAUGUAUUUCGACGGCGCGGUGAAUUCCACCGGUUCUGGUAUCGGCGCAGUGCUGAUAUCCCCGGACGGACGUUAUUACCCGAUUGCAGCAAAAGUUAAUUUUCUCUGCACCAAUAAUGUGGCCGAAUACGAGGCAUGCAUCCUUGGCUUGCAAGCAGCGAUUGAUUUCAAGGUGAAGGAGCUAGAAGUGUUCGGAGAUUCAAUGCUCACAAUCUUCCAAACGUUAGGGCAAUGGAAGACGAAAGACGCAAAGUUAGUACCAUACCACGAGUAUCUCGAGGAGUUAGCGGAGAACUUCGAGAAAAUCUCGUUCACCUACACGCCACGUAUCAAGAAUCAGUUUGCAGAUGCACUUGCGACACUGGCAUCAAUGGUGAGCAUCACAAAAGAAAACCUCAUCGAGCCACUUGAGAUCGAGAUUGCCAAAGGCCCGGCUUACUGCGACACAAUCGAGGCGACCGAUGAACAGCCAUGGUACGAAGACAUCAAACAUUUUCUGCAAACUGGCCAAUACCCGACAUUUGCCAACCGUCGGGACCGGAAAACACUUAGGCGACUCACAGCGCAUUACUUCCUGAGCGGAGAGACUCUCUACCGCCGUUCCUUCGACGCCACGCUACUCCGGUGUGUUGACGAAAACGAGGCACAACGCCUCAUGGGAGAGAUACAUGAAGGGAGUUGUGGACCCCAUAUGAGCGGUCUCAUGCUCACCAAGAAACUCAUGCGCCUAGGUUACUUUUGGUCCACCAUGGAGGCCGACUGCGCCAAACACGUCAGACACUGCCACUUGUGCCAGGUCUAUGCCGAUCAGAUCAAAGCACCCCCCAAUGAGCUACGCCCGAUGGCGGCCCCGUGGCCCUUUUCAAUGUGGGGCAUUGACGUGAUCGGCCCUAUCAAUCCCAAAGCAUCCAAUGGACACAUGUUCAUUUUGGUGGCAAUUGACUACUUCACCAAGUGGAUCGAGGCCAUAACGCUCGCUUCGGUCACCGCAAAUGCCGUGGCACGUUUCCUUAAGCGCGACAUCAUCGCCCGAUAUGGAGUCCCCGAAACAAUCAUCACCGACAAUGCUAAGAACCUGAACAACAGGAUCAUCGAUGAGCUUUGUGAGCGAUUCAAAAUACACCACCGCAAUUCCACACCAUACCGUCCCCAAAUGAACGGUGCGGUGGAGGCUGCGAACAAAAACAUCAAGAGGAUCAUCGAGAAAAUGACGGUGACCUAUAAGGAUUGGCACGAGAUGCUCCCUUUUGCGCUCUUGGCAUAUCGAACGUCCAUCCGCACUUCAACCGGGGCAACUCCGUACUCCCUAGUCUACGGCAUGGAAGCAAUCCUCCCAAUCGAAGUGGAGAUUCCCUCCAUGAGGGUCCUCGCCGAGUCCAAGCUCGAAGAAGCAGAAUGGGCGAAGCAGCGCUACGAACAGCUCAAUCUCAUUGACGAGAAACGGCUAACAGCGCUCUGCCACGGUCAAUGCUACCAACAAAGAAUGGCUCGAGCGUUCAAUGCAAGGGUUCGCCACCGCGAAUUCCGCCCCGGUGAUCUCGUCCUACGAAAGGUCUUGCACAUCACACCUGACUCUCGGGGCAAGUUUGCAUACAAGUAUGAUGGACCUUUCGUCGUCAGGGAAGUCUUCUCCGGAGGGGCAAUUAUCCUAAGCGAUAUGGACGGGACCGAAAACGCACUCCCGGUCAAUGCCGAUGCCCUUAAGAAGUACUACCCUUAAUGGCCUCUUUGUCAUCCGGCGGUUUCUUUGUGUUCUCGGAGGUUUCAGGCUACCGUCCAGGCCCUUAUC
Punica granatum (pomegranate) is the source of this 3798-nucleotide messenger RNA. The record is from RefSeq and is a predicted model, not a curated record. Lineage: Eukaryota; Viridiplantae; Streptophyta; Magnoliopsida; Myrtales; Lythraceae.